AUGGAUGAUGAUUACACCUCAGUUGAAGAUUAUCUCAGCAGUGAAGUGUUCUCUACGCGUACGAGUGACUACGUAGACCGCCUGAACAACAAAUCUACAUCGGAAGUAGCCAUCGAUGAUCCUGUCGAGCUGGCAUUGCUGUACGUUUUCAAUGCUGUUAUCGUGGUGACGGGAAUCGUUCUUAAUCUCGUGCUCAUAAAAGGAAUCAUCGGCGCCAAACCUAGCGGGUCGCUCUUGUUUAUGCUGCAGAUAGCAUUUGUCGAUGUCCUCACUCUACUGGCAAGCAACUGGGAAAUGUUUUACAUCCUUCGACAGACUUGGAUUUUUCCCAGCACACAUUGCACACUGUACAGUGGACUGGAGACGUUUACUAGUGUUGCGAUCGUUUACUUCAUUGUUGGGCUUAACUUCCAUUCCAUCUCCUCGUACAAUCUGGCAGUGGACCUGGCUAAGAAUGCAAUCAUCACACCAGACGCCGAGAGUGGAACAGAAUCUCUGACGGAGGAAAACAGCUACGAGGUAGCAACGGACACGAUAUCCCAGAAAAGAUCCCUAACGAUCGACUAUCGAUAUAACAAACGUCGCAUUAGUGUACGGCUUCCAAUUCUGCUCGUGUGGUUCACAGCGGCUUCUGAAUCGUUGCCACUGUUCCUGUUUGCUGAUGUUACUACAAUUGCACCGAUGACUAGCGCGGAACACCAGCCCAAACAGUACUGCACGGAACUGACACACAGCAUGGUUAAUCACAACAUCGUCCGCUUCAUGGUCAUUGUCAUUCGCAUCAUCCUACCGACUGUCGCAUUAGUGAUAACGCUCACACAAGCGGUGGUAAAGUUUUACCGGGGAAAACAUUUCACGCAACCAGACGAGAUAGAGGAAAAUGUGGCAUUUUCGUUAAAAGUAUCCAUGUUCCUUUCACUCUCCUACACCAUAUUUUCCCUACAACGAUUGUACGGAUCUCUACUGCAAGAAAUGAUGCUGCAGCCACAUGUUGUUCCAAAGUAUCCCGUUUUCAGUCCAUUUCUCAGACUAUCGCUGACUGUGCUUCACUAUUCAGCCUCUUUUAUUCGACCGUUAGUAUUACUAGUAAUGUGCAAGCAAAAAAAUAAUAAUGUCGGUAUCGUUUUCAUAUGCCAAAAAAGUUCAGCCAAUAAUGGAAUAUCGUUGCAGUAA
Molecule: messenger RNA, 1173 nt
Organism: Anopheles maculipalpis
Lineage: Eukaryota; Metazoa; Arthropoda; Insecta; Diptera; Culicidae
Exons: 2
Coding region: 1-1173 (390 amino acids)
Cellular component (GO): membrane; neuron projection
Molecular function (GO): peptide binding; G protein-coupled receptor activity
Source: RefSeq, a predicted model, not a curated record